AUGGAAGUAACAUUCAAUCUUUGCAAUGAAGUUCUGAAGAAGUUCUAUGGUAAACCAGAGGACGUGUACCCACUAUAUCUGGUUAUGAGUGUUCUUAAUGGCGUUCUCUCUUUCACCUCGGUUUUAGGAAAUAUAAGUAUAAUCUUCGCGUUAAAGAAAACUUCAUCAAUUCCUUUGUCAACGCGAAUUCUAUUACAGUGUUUAGCGCUAACAGAUCUCGCCACUGGUUUCCUGGGCCAUCCUCUUUACAUCGCUGUCAUGUCAGAAAUUCGGCAAGAGUAUAGUUGUGAGAAUAUCCAUGUAAUACUAUUUUCAUUUUUCAUGAUAGAAGGUUUGUUACUUUCCGCAUCAUUCACAACAGUGACUUUAAUGGGAGUGGAUCGGUUUCUGGCAAUUUUCUUGCAUCUUAGAUACAACGAACUAGUAACUCCAAAGCGAAUGGUCACCGUAGUACUUGCGUCGUGGAUUUUCGGACUAGCUACCACUAUCAUCUCUGUCUUCUGGUAUUUUAAGGCUGGGGAGACACUUUUGCUAAUUUUUGGUUAUAGCUGUACGCUUUUACUUAGCAUCAUAUACAUUAAACUUUUUUCCGUCGCUCGUCAGCACGCAAGCAUAAACAGCCAAGCGCAGGUGGCAAUACAUUUGUCAAGUUUCACAAGCAUGGCUCGGAGCAAAAACUUGGCCAUCAAAACAUUUUAUGUAUAUGUUGUAUUUUUGCUGUGUUAUUGUCCUUAUUUAAUCGUCUUAACUGUGUUGUUUGUUAGUUCACGGCCGAGUACAACGAUGAAGGGAGCUGUUCAACUUACAACAGUUUUAAUGAUGCUCAAUUCAUCGUUAAACCCUCUGGUGUUAGGUUGGAAAAUGAGGGAAGUUCGUCAAAACGUUAAGAAUUAUUUUAAAAGUUAUUUU
This is a messenger RNA of Porites lobata, 909 nucleotides long. Lineage: Eukaryota; Metazoa; Cnidaria; Anthozoa; Scleractinia; Poritidae. The record is from the annotation of a GenBank genome assembly.